Toxorhynchites rutilus septentrionalis is the source of this 509-nucleotide messenger RNA. RefSeq lists its product as uncharacterized. The coding region runs from base 147 to 467 and encodes 106 amino acids. NCBI's taxonomy places the organism in Eukaryota, Metazoa, Arthropoda, Insecta, Diptera, Culicidae. The transcript has 5 exons. The record is from RefSeq and is a predicted model, not a curated record.
ACCAGCAAUCACCACAAUUCAAAAACACUACGUGCAAUAAUUGAACAGCAGUUUGCAAAUUUUGUUUCCGGAGAAAACAGAAGCGCGUAAUAAUUGUUCAGAACAAGAGUAGUGGUACUGCGGGGUAAAACUGAAUAGGUAAAGCAAUGAUGUUGUGGUUUUUUCAUAUGCUCUGGUUGAUACUGGUGAUACUAUUAUUCUUCUCUAUUUUGCGUCGUGUAUACUACUUUGGAAUACGAGAUUCAGGGCGAGAGCAGGUUCCACAAACAAACCAAAACAAUAGUGUAGACGGUCAACAAUUUUACAUUUUUACAGUUUACAACUCUCGUCUUCAACAUGAUAACAGUGUUCGCAACAAUUCACCCGAACUACCGACAGAAAGCAAUGAAGCGCAUCUGCCCAAAUAUGAGGAAGUGAUAAAAUCACCAGGAUUAUACCAAAAACCUCCCUCGUAUGAUCAAAUUUAAUCUACUGUAUUAAAGAGAAAACAAAGAACUAUUUAUUGCUUA